Messenger RNA from Trichosurus vulpecula (common brushtail), 5404 nucleotides. It is a transcript of the gene SFSWAP, whose product is annotated as splicing factor SWAP. Bases 2503 to 5025 code for a protein of 840 amino acids. Gene Ontology annotation, biological process: mRNA 5'-splice site recognition; RNA processing. Lineage: Eukaryota; Metazoa; Chordata; Mammalia; Diprotodontia; Phalangeridae. The transcript is spliced from 18 exons. The record is from RefSeq and is a predicted model, not a curated record. Gene Ontology annotation, molecular function: RNA binding.
AAACAUAUGCCCCUGUCCCGGCCCAUUUUCUCCUCUUCCCUUUUCUGGGCCUCAGUUCUCCCCAUCAUUUUUUUUCGGCUUCCGUUUCCCCUUUAAAAAUGGAAGGGUUCCAAGUGGAUGCCCUGUAGGGCGCCUCGAUCCUGGUGAUAAGGUGGUGGAGGUGCUUGCUCCGUGCCUCCCUCCGGAAAGUUGUACUUUGUUGUGGGAUCCUUGUGCGUCCUGAGGCUUGGACACCCGGGCGCUGAGGAAAGGUUUCCUUUAAAGAAAAGGCAGUGGAUAGAAAGCAUUCUCUUUAAGUAGUUAUUGAAGACUUGGCUUUGCUGGCUGGAGGCAGUGCUCUGAGUGAGGAUUUCUCUGUCUACAAAGUGGGGAUGGGGGUGGAGGGGAAGCUUGCUGUUUCUUUUCAAAUCAAACCUGCCAGAGGUAUUGAUUGCUCUUCACUAUUUGGAGUUUGGGGAAAACUGGGUCUUGGGAAGGUGAUGCCUGAAGGUCUUUGAUUUGAAAACAAUGACAUCACAUGCCGUAGAUUGUUUGCUCCCCCUUCUUCCCUCUUUUCCUUCCCGUUCCUGGGGUUUUGAAGCAGGGUUUUGGCAACAGAACUUCUUGGGCCUGGAUUGAAAACCUAACAGUGUGACAACUAUUAGACUAUGGAAUAGUAUCUCCAAGGGAAGGAAGCACAUCGUUUGAGACAUUUAGAACUGGAUUCUACAAAGCACUGGAAAAUGUACUGUAGGGAACAAUCGUGAACUGGCCGGGAUGGACUACAGUAAUGACCCAAUGGGUCUUUUCCAUCUCUAACUUUUCUGUUUGAAGUUAAAUCUAGAAAUCAAGGACACCCUAAGGGAGAUGACGUGACAAGUGAGAUCAGACCAGAAUCAGAUGUGUUUAUUGUUCUGCUAAAACUUUGUUGUGUAUUAAAUUAUGGUUUCUAUUUCAUGAUAAUGCCCAUCCUUGUCUGGCAGCUCAUUUUUCCAAUGCUAUUAUUUGUUACAAAUCAAUUAUUAAGUGUGGUAAUUGAUGAAGAUUGAACUCUUUAUGCAGUUUUCACACCAUAUUGUAUAUGAUUUGGGGUAGGUCUUCUAAAAUUAUUGGGGAGCAAACUCUACACAUGUGAAUGUAUAACAUUUUAAAAAUAACAAUCUACAUUUGUAAGUUAAGGAGGUUUACAUCUAAAUAAAAUUCAUUUUGAAAUUAAAAGAAAUGCAGUAACCCUUACUGACUCUGGAGUCUGAGGACUUGGGUUCAAAUCCUGCCUCUGGUGCUUACCCAUGUAGCCUUGGACAAGUCUUUUAACCUCCCUGGGCCUGUUUCCUCAUCUGUAAAGUGAGGGGGUUUGGCUAGUUGACCUGAGGUCCCUCCCAGUUCUAGAUCUAUGAACCUAUGGUCUUCUUGUACUUUGGAUUUAGAUAUUUUCUAAUAUUUAAAUGAUGAAGAAUUCAUCAUUUUAAUCAUGGCAAACUCAUUAUUAAAUGUCAGGGCAGACUUCUGUUUGUCAUUUGAGAUUUUAUGAGACCUAAAAAUCUGGGUAUUUUAAAAUUUGCAAACAUACUCACCUUACUAAUCUCUGAGAGUUGGCUCCAUUGAGAGACUUUGGUGUAAAAAGAUGCAUGGCAGAGAACACUAUCUGUAGUUUGCAUUUAGCUGGAGUCUUAUCUAUUACUUUGUGAUGGCGAAACAUAUAGGUGAUAUAUUUGUGUGUCCUCUUUCCUUGGGGGUGCGGGAGGUGGUGAUCUGUUUAGAAGAAAUAAGCUCUACUGCAUCUUCUUAUAGUUUUGCUGUAUUUCUGGUGAACCUCCUUAAACUGCAUGUAUAUGUUACUGUUCCUAUGUAUGUGUGUCUCUCUAUCACAUAACCCAGAACUUAUUUCCUCAGCCAAAUGGCUAGGGGACGAGCCUAGCCAAGAUUUUACCUCCAAUGGACGCAAGUUUCUUUGGUGAAGAUCUCUCCUGAGAGUUCGGGACUAGCAGAAAGAAGCGAGGAAAUUUCGACCGUUUGGUUCUUUCGGAUAGGUAUUUAUGUACUCGGGUUUGUGUGAAUGUAAGCUACAGUAUUUGACUUUUCAGAAAAAAAAAUAUUUUGCAAGUGACAUUGAAUGGUUGGCAAAACCAUAAACGGUAAGAACCAUUAUUGACAUGGAUCCCAUUAAACUAUUAAAGGAUUCUUUGCCUUUAAAUUGUUAACUUUAUCAUCAUAGAAAGGGAUUUAGACUUUAUUAAGAUAACUUAAAUUUAACAGUAGGCAAGAAGUAACUAGCAAAAUUAAAUAUAAAUCUGAGAUGAGUGGUUGUGUUUAGUUUUUUAAAUAUUUUUGAUUUCUUUAUAAAGGGUAAGUAUUUUAAAUAAUCACACACAAAACCCUUGAUCUUAAUUUCUUUACAUUGACCAGUUUGUUCAUAUUACAGAUAUGAUGGACGCGGUCACCUGCAUGACCUUUCUGAUUAUGAUGCUGAAUAUUCCACAUGGAACAGAGAUUACCAGCUUUCUGAAGAGGAGGCACGAAUAGAUGCCCUGUGUGAUGAAGAGAGAGGAAGAAUACAAGCGACUCAGCGAAGCCUUGGCAGAAGAUGGAAGUUAUAAUGCAGUGGGAUUUACUUAUGGCAGCGAUUAUUAUGAUCCUUCUGAACCAACAGAGGAGGAAGAACCCUCAAAACAGAAAGUUGAAAAAAUUGAGGCAGAAAAUUCAGAGGAAAAUGAAGAACCUUUCAUUGCCCCUUUAGGAUUGAACGUGCCUUCUGAUGUGGAACUGCCGCCAACAGCCAAGAUGCAUGCCAUCAUUGAGCGCACCGCCAACUUUGUCUGCAAGCAAGGGGCUCAGUUUGAGAUCAUGCUGAAAGCCAAGCAGGCCCGCAAUUCCCAGUUUGAUUUUUUGCGCUUUGAUCACUACCUCAACCCCUACUAUAAACACAUCCAGAAGGCAAUGAAGGAAGGGCGAUAUACCGUUCUGACAGAGAGCAAAGGAGAAGAGAAGAGAAAUUCGGGGGCCAACUCAGAUGAUGAUGAUGAUGACGACGAUGAUGGUAAUUACCUGCAUCCAUCACUCUUCGCUUCCAAAAAGUGCAGUCGACUUGAAGAGCUUAUGAAGCCUUUGAAAGUGGUAGAUCCUGAUCACCCUCUUGCAGCACUUGUUCGUAAAGCCCAAGCUGAUAGUAAUGCAUCUACCCCUCAGACAGCAGAUGGGGCAGCUGUGCAGGCGGGACAGGUGGAGUACACUUCAGAUUGGGUUAAUGUACCUAGCACCACAGGAGUAACAGCUGCGCCUCCCCCUCCUGGGACUACGCCGCCCCCACCUCCAGCUACAACGGAGUCCAGCAGUGGGCUAGCUUCUGCCACAACUCCAUCCAGUACCCUUGCUCCCGUGGUUGCCAUUAUCCCUCCACCUCCGGACAUCCAGCCUGUAAUUGACAAGUUGGCAGAAUACGUUGCUAGGAAUGGAAUUAAAUUUGAGACUAGUGUUCGUGCCAAGAAUGAUCAGAGGUUUGAAUUCCUACAGCCGUGGCACCAAUAUAAUGCCUACUAUGAGUUUAAGAAGCAGUUCUUCCUUCAAAAAGAAGGGGGCAACAGCUCACAGGUUGUAACGGCAACAGCUGUAGCAGAAGAGGCUCCGGCAGAGCCUGCCCCUGAAAGUGCCCGUGAAGUGGUAGAAGAUGGUGGGUCUGAAGAUGCCACUGACACAGCAGGAAAGGGUGCCUCUGGGGCAAAAAAGGAGUCAGCUUCCAGUAAAGCCGUCAGUGAUGGCAAACUAGUGAAAGCUUCAUUUGCUCCAAUAAGCUUUGCAAUCAAGGCCAAAGAAAAUGAUCUGCUUCCCCUGGAAAAAAACCGUGUUAAGCUAGAUGAUGACAGUGACGAUGAUGAUGAAGAGGGCAAGGAAGGCCAAGAGAGCUCUAGUAGUUCUGCAAACCCUAACCCAGCACUUGUCACACCCUGUGUAGUUAUUGAGGAGAAAAAGCCUCAACUUACCCAGGAGGAGCUGGAAGCCAAGCAAGCAAAGCAAAAACUAGAGGAUCGUCUUGCAGCUGCUGCCCGAGAAAAGCUGGCCCAGGCCUCCAAGGAGUCAAAGGAAAAACAGCUUCAGGCUGAGAGGAAAAGAAAAGCUGCUCUCUUUUUACAGACUUUAAAAAACCCCAUGUCGGAAGCAGAAUCUGGGAAGGUGGAUGAUCAUCCCUUUGGUGUGGAGGAAGUCAGUAAUAUGCCAUGUACUUUACUGACUGGAGUGAGACCUCUGCCAGCUUUGGAAGUUAAGCCACCAGAAAGGCCUUCAAGCAAAAGUAAAGAGCCUCCCCGAGAAGAAGAAAAGGAAAAGAAAAAGAAAAAGCACAAAAAAAGGUCUCGGACAAGAUCCCGCUCUCCCAAAUACCAUUCAUCAUCUAAGUCCAGGUCUAGAUCACAUUCAAAAGCAAAGCAUUCUCUUCCCAGUGCCUAUAGAACUGUCCGACGGUCAAGACCCACAGCCUCCACAGGGACACUGAGCACGGAGCCAUGUCAGAGCAGCUCAUCAGUGGCAGCAGCAACAGAUCAAGACAGUUAUCAGGCAGCUUCGACAACGAAAAGAUUUGACUCCUGGAGCUCUAUUGAGGGAAAACCUGGUAAAAUGUCAAGGUCACGGUCAAGAUCGCCUAGAAGAAGAGCUCACUCUCCUGAGAGAAGAAGAGAAGAAAGAAGUGUUCCAACAGCUUACCGUCUGAGCAACAGCCCAGGAAUCAGCCGGAAACGCACACGUUCCAGAAGUCCCCAUGAGAAGAAGAAGAAGAGAAGAUCUCGGUCACGUCCUAAGUCCAAGGCAAGGUCACAGUCAGUGUCGCCAGGCAAACAGGCUGCACAUAAGAACUCGGCCCAUUCAACCAGCAUCUCUCCUGUGGAGAGUAGAGAAUCCAGCCAAGAGCGCUCCAGGGGAGUUUCUCAGGAAAAAGAUGGUCAGAUCUCUUCAGCAAUUGUGUCUUCAGUGCAAAGUAAAAUAACUCAGGAUCUAAUGGCCAAAGUGAGAGCAAUGCUUGCCGCUUCCAAAAACAUACAAACUAGUGCCUCCUGAGACCUGGUGAACUGACCGUUCCUUAGGGGAACAUGUGGGAGGGGAUUUUGCAAACAGUCUCCAUUGCCUCAUUGCAGCUGUAGAGCAGAGAACUCUGACCAUUUGGUCCUCAGCUUCCUUUUGUAGGAGGUUAUUGGAAUUGGAAGAUCAGAAAAACCUUAUUUCUGUCCAGCCCCACCCUCACAAGCGCUGCCAGAAUUUUCCACCCUGGAUCUCCCUUGGACAAUUGAAGGUUUUUGUAAAUUGAUUUUUGAUGACCUCUUCAGUUUAAGAUUUUUGACCAGCAGUCUCUUAUCUGUAUAUUUGUAAAUAAUAUCAUGUUUCUGUGAAAAUGUAUUACCAAAUAAAAUGGGAGAAAAACACCUUUUCUAGCUAGCAA